GUAAACGCGGCGCCGAGUUGCCUUUGAUCUGCAGGACGCAGCGGAGACGCGCACAGACUCGUCUCCUGUCAGAGCGCGCGCACUCGGGCUGAGUGGAUGUGAUGUACUGAGCGAGGACCUCUCUUCCCUUCUUUCUCUCUCUCUCUCAGCUGCUACCUCUUCGGGAAAACACACACACACAAGACAAGACCCUCUUCCUUUCUUUCCAGCCCUUUCCCGCAUGUUCCGUGGAGAAGGUUCCCGGGAAAUCUCUCCAUCCCUCCAUCUCUCCUCUUGCACAACUUUCAGGCUCGUGUGCCUUCUCAGCGCUCGUGCACGCUGAGACACGGCGCUCUCCGGUUCUCCUGGAGGAAAGGAUUUUCUUUCUGCUCCGACUCUGAGUCCCGACGCGUCUGAGCCAUGGAGAACGCUCACACCAAGAGCGUGGAGGAAGUUUACAGCUAUCUGCAUGUGAACGAGAGCACAGGACUGGCGCUGGACCAAGUCAAACGCCUGAGAGAGAAGUGGGGUCCAAACGAAUUACCCGCUGAAGAAGGAAAGUCGUUAUGGGAGCUGGUCAUUGAGCAGUUUGAGGAUUUACUUGUGCGGAUUCUCCUGCUUGCAGCUUGUAUAUCAUUCGUUUUAGCCUGGUUUGAGGAGGGCGAAGAGACAAUAACAGCCUUCGUGGAGCCUUUUGUAAUCCUGCUUAUUCUUAUAGCCAACGCCAUUGUUGGUGUAUGGCAGGAGCGUAAUGCCGAAAAUGCCAUCGAGGCACUUAAAGAGUACGAGCCGGAGAUGGGGAAAGUCUACAGACAGGACAGGAAGACGGUGCAGAGGAUCAAGGCCAAAGACAUCGUACCUGGGGACAUCGUGGAGGUAGCUGUGGGAGACAAAGUGCCUGCAGACAUCCGUAUCUGUUCCAUCAAGUCCACCACGCUGAGAGUGGACCAGUCCAUCCUCACGGGUGAGUCUGUCUCCGUUAUUAAACACACGGACCCUGUUCCCGACCCUCGAGCUGUCAAUCAAGACAAGAAGAACAUGCUGUUCUCUGGGACUAACAUUGCAGCGGGCAAAGCCGUGGGCGUGGUGGUGGCCACCGGUGUGAACACAGAGAUCGGAAAGAUCCGUGAUGAGAUGGCAUCAACGGAGCAGGAGAAAACGCCGCUGCAGCAGAAGCUGGACGAGUUUGGUGAGCAACUCUCUAAAGUUAUCUCGCUCAUCUGCAUCGCCGUGUGGAUCAUCAACAUCGGCCACUUCAACGACCCGGUACAUGGUGGCUCAUGGAUUCGUGGUGCCAUCUACUACUUCAAAAUUGCUGUGGCUUUGGCUGUGGCUGCAAUCCCUGAGGGUUUGCCUGCUGUCAUCACCACCUGCCUGGCAUUGGGCACACGCCGCAUGGCCAAGAAAAAUGCCAUCGUGCGCUCACUGCCCUCUGUGGAGACACUCGGGUGCACAUCAGUCAUCUGCUCUGAUAAGACUGGCACCCUGACCACCAACCAGAUGUCUGUAUGCAGGAUGUUCAUCUUGGAGGAUGCAGAAGGACAGAGUUGCUCUCUGACUCAGUUCACCGUUUCUGGAUCAACCUAUGCACCUGAAGGAGAAGUAUAUCUGAAUAACCGACCAGUGAAGUGCUCUGACUAUGAUGGUCUAGUGGAGUUGGCGACUAUCUGUGCUUUGUGUAACGACUCCUCACUGGACUUCAACGAGACUAAAGGUGUGUAUGAGAAGGUGGGAGAGGCCACAGAGACUGCUCUGACAUGUCUGGUGGAGAAGAUGAACGUGUUUGAUACAGAUGUCAGGAACCUGUCCAGGAUCGAGAGAGCUAACGCAUGCAACUCGGUGAUCAAACAGCUAAUGAAGAAGGAGUUCACGCUGGAGUUUUCUCGGGACAGAAAGUCAAUGUCUGUGUACUGCACACCCAGCAAGGGCAAGUCCACCACCAGCAAGAUGUUUGUUAAGGGAGCCCCAGAGGGUGUGAUUGACAGGUGUGCAUAUGUACGUGUGGGAGCCAAACGUGUGCCCAUGACUGAGGGCAUUAAGAAUGAGAUCAUGUCUGUGAUACGAGAGUACGGCACUGGACGGGACACGCUGCGCUGCCUGGCACUGGCCACCCGGGACAACCCACUCAGGAAGGAUGAGAUGGUUCUGUCUGACACAGCACGCUUCACUGACUACGAGUCUGACCUGACGUUUGUGGGCUGUGUUGGCAUGCUGGAUCCUCCCAGGACUGAGGUGGCUGCCUCCAUCAAGCUGUGUCGCCAGGCCGGUAUCCGGGUCAUCAUGAUCACCGGUGAUAACAAAGGCACGGCUGUGGCCAUCUGCAGGCGCAUCGGCAUCUUCUCUGAGGACGAUGACGUAAACUGCAUGGCCUUCACGGGCCGUGAGUUUGAUGAUCUUUCCCCCGAAUUGCAACGCGAAGCUGUAACAGCUGCACGCUGCUUCGCCCGUGUCGAACCGUCUCACAAAUCUAAGAUUGUCGAGUUCCUCCAGGGCUUCGAUGAGAUUACUGCAAUGACGGGAGAUGGAGUGAACGAUGCCCCUGCCCUGAAGAAGGCAGAGAUUGGCAUCGCCAUGGGCUCUGGCACUGCCGUGGCCAAGACAGCCUCGGAAAUGGUCCUUGCUGACGAUAACUUCUCCACCAUUGUAGCUGCUGUUGAAGAAGGUCGAGCCAUCUACAACAACAUGAAGCAGUUCAUCCGCUACCUCAUCUCCUCCAACGUGGGGGAGGUCGUCUGUAUCUUUCUGACUGCAGCGCUGGGCUUUCCUGAGGCUCUGAUCCCAGUGCAGCUGCUGUGGGUAAACCUGGUGACAGACGGCUUGCCUGCCACUGCGCUUGGCUUCAAUCCCCCUGACCUGGACAUUAUGAACAAACCCCCCCGCAAUGCCAAGGAGCCCCUGAUUUCCGGCUGGCUCUUCUUCAGAUACCUCGCCAUCGGCUGCUAUGUGGGAGCUGCUACAGUAGGAGCUGCAGCUUGGUGGUUCGUUGUGGCUGAUGACGGCCCUCAGAUCACCCUCUACCAGCUGAGCCACUUCCUGCAGUGUUCUCCUGACCAUCCUGACUUUCUCGAUCUGGAGUGUCACGUGUUUGAAUCACCGUACCCCAUGACUAUGGCAUUGUCUGUACUGGUCACUAUCGAGAUGUGCAACGCUCUCAACAGUCUGUCGGAGAACCAGUCUCUGUUGCGCAUGCCUCCGUGGGAGAACGUGUGGCUGCUGGGAGCCAUUUGCCUCUCCAUGUCUCUGCACUUCCUCAUCCUCUACGUCGAGCCACUGCCGGUCAUCUUCCAGAUCACUCCUCUGAAUGUGACCCAGUGGCUGAUGGUGGUGAAGAUCUCCAUGCCCGUCAUCCUGUUGGACGAGCUGCUCAAGUUCGUAGCGAGGAACUACCUGGAGCCGGGUAAAGAUUUAGCCCUGGGGGCACAGCACGAGAGCUGGAGUGUGUCUGCAUGUGUCCAGGGCAUCUCCUGGCCCUUCAUAGCUCUCUGCCUCCCCCUGGUGGUGUGGCUGUACAGCACGGACACUAACACCAGCCGCUCGCUGUGGUCCUCCUGACUGACCGAUCACUGACUGAGAGCUGCGGUGAUGCUAACACACAACCACCACUCACUAACCCAGAACCGCGAUUGACCCAGUCCAGGAGAAUGUUUGCACAGGAAUCCGCAUACUGUACGUUUGGUGUUUUUAUAAUUAGCUCUGAGUGAUUAAUUAUUAUUAUUAUUAUUAUUCAUUGUUGUAACUGUUCCAUUUUAAAGCACACAUGAAUUGUUUUUAUAUAUAAAUAUAUAACAGCUAUAUUAUUAUGAGAUCUUAUAAGCAGUCGGUAGAAUAAUAUAUUUAUUAGCUCGUUUUUAAAAGGGGCAUGGACCCACUGAAUGUCCUCACUGGAUUAGGACAGUGUGUGUGUGUUUUCAUGACAGUCCUGUACAGUAAAAAAAAAAUCAUUAUAUCCCAGAUUAUAUUGUUUUUUUUUAAUCAUCCCCGUUCUAAUUUAUAAUAUUUUGAAGUACAAUUAAAGCACGGCGGCACGGUGGUGUAGUGGUUAGCGCUGUCGCCUCACAGCAAGAAGGUCC
This is a messenger RNA of Neoarius graeffei (lesser salmon catfish), 4049 nucleotides long. RefSeq names its product ATPase sarcoplasmic/endoplasmic reticulum Ca2+ transporting 2a (gene atp2a2a). Gene Ontology annotation, molecular function: P-type calcium transporter activity; ATP binding; ATP hydrolysis activity. The transcript is spliced from 20 exons. NCBI's taxonomy places the organism in Eukaryota, Metazoa, Chordata, Actinopteri, Siluriformes, Ariidae. The coding region runs from base 400 to 3531 and encodes 1043 amino acids. Gene Ontology annotation, biological process: intracellular calcium ion homeostasis; calcium ion transmembrane transport. Gene Ontology annotation, cellular component: membrane. The record is from RefSeq and is a predicted model, not a curated record.